Sphenostylis stenocarpa is the source of this 888-nucleotide messenger RNA. The record is from the annotation of a GenBank genome assembly. Lineage: Eukaryota; Viridiplantae; Streptophyta; Magnoliopsida; Fabales; Fabaceae.
AUGCCUUCAGCUCCUUCAAAACUCUACACAGACGAUGUGAGCCUUCUCGUUGUGACGCUAGACACCAAUCCUUUCUUCUGGACCACUUUUCCCUUCCCCUUCGCCGAGUUCCUCUCCCAAGUUCUCGCCUUUCUCAACUCGAUCCUGCUCCUUGGCCAGCUCAAUCAGGUAAUCGUCAUCGCCACCGGAUGCAACUCUUGCGCCUACGUCUACGAUUCCACUUCCGAACGGAAUCAUGGUUCCACCACCGGUACAAUGCCCGCGCUUUAUUCCAAUCUACUCCACAAUCUCGACGAGUUUGUUUCUAAGGACCAGCAAUUAGACGUGCCUCACAAAUCUGGGACCGUUCCUUCUUCGCUCUUAUCCGGCUCCUUGUCCAUGGCGCUUUGUUAUAUACAGAGAGCUUUUCGUUUAGGACCUAUGCCUCCGCAGCCUCGGAUUUUAUGUUUGCAAGGGGCUGCUGAUGGACCAGAACAGUAUGUGGCAAUUAUGAAUGCAAUAUUCUCUGCACAGCGUUCUGAGGUUCCUAUAGAUUCUUGUUAUAUUGGUUCAAACAAUUCUGCGUUCCUCCAGCAGGCUUCAUACAUAACUGGUGGAAUAUAUUACAAGCCUCCCCAAUUGGACGGCCUUUAUCAAUAUCUUUCAACAGUGUUUGCAACUGAUUUGCAUUCUCGUGCAUUUUUAAGGCUUCCUAAAUCUGUGGGUGUGGAUUUCCGUGCCUCGUGCUUCUGCCAUAAGCAAACAAUUGACAUGGGCUUUGUAUGCUCUGUAUGUUUAUCCAUAUUCUGUGAGCAUCAUGAUAAGUGUUCAACCUGUGGGUCUGUAUUUGGCAAGGGUCAACUAGAUGCGUUAGCAGCCAACAGGAAAAGAAAGGCUGAUACAUUAUAG